AUGACUAGUAAUCCUUACCGAGGGAACCUCUGUGAGGGUACUGCUGUGAAGGGUACUAUUGUGAAGGGUACCACUGUGAAGGGUACCACUGUGAAGAGUACCACUGUGAAGGGUACCAUUGUGAAGGGUACCACUGUGAAGGGUACUACUGUGAAGGGUGCCACUGUGAAGGGUACCACUGUGAAGGGUACCUCUGUGAAGGGUACCACUUUGAAGGGUACCACUGUGAAGGGUACCUCUGUGAAGGGUACUACUGUGAAGGGUACUACUGUGAAGGGUACCACUGUGAAGGGUACUACUGUGAAGGGUAGUACUGUGAAGGGUACUACGGUGAAGGUUAUCACUGUAAAGGGUACUUCUGUGAAGGGUACUACUGUGAAGGGUGCCAAUGUGAAGGGAACCUCUGUGAAGGGUACUACUGUGAAAGGUACUACUGUGAAGGGUGCCACUGUGAAGGGUACUACUAUAAAGGGUACCUCUGUGAAGGGCACCUCUGUGAAGGGUACUACUGUGAAGGGUACCACUGUGAAGGGUACCACUGUGAAGGGUACUACUGUGAAGGGUACCUCUGUGAAGGGUACCACUGUGAAGGGCACUACUGUGAAGAAAACUGAGACAAAAGGGCAAUCCAGUUAA
Ylistrum balloti is the source of this 636-nucleotide messenger RNA. Its product is annotated as secreted effector protein PipB2-like. The transcript is spliced from 2 exons. The record is from RefSeq and is a predicted model, not a curated record. NCBI's taxonomy places the organism in Eukaryota, Metazoa, Mollusca, Bivalvia, Pectinida, Pectinidae. The coding region runs from base 1 to 636 and encodes 211 amino acids.